AUAUUUGAAGCAUUUAUGUAUCUACAAAAUUAUCAGAGUUAUACAUUUAAAUCCCACAUGUACAAAUAUAUAUAAACAAACAUGUUAAGUCUCGCCAACUAAAUCACAGCUGACACAACAAAAGGCUGUCAUCAGGUUCACCUGAAGCGGAAGUGGGUGUUCCACCUUUUGCCAGUAGUGGGCGCUGUGUAAACCCUUUAACUACGACAGUUUUCCUUCCUUGACGGCAGAGAAUGACAUGUUAACAACCAAUGACUGUAUAACAACAAACAUGGCAACCUGCAAUUACUCCUGGGAAGAUUUACGGAAGCAGGCGAGACAGCUAGAGAAUGAGCUGGAUCUCAAGCUGGUCUCCUUCAGCAAGUUGUGCACCAGCUACAGUAACCAUGACCAACGGUCAAGGUCCAACUCCUUUAGUCAAUCUCAAGACAAUGUUCUUGUGGCGAUGACUACAGAACUGGAGCACCUUUUGACUAAACUGACAGCGGUUAAUGACAAAAUGGCAGAAUAUAUAAAUAGUCCUGGAGCCUCAUCGCAUAAUGCAGCACUAAUGCACACUCUACAGAGACACAGGGACAUAUUGAAGGACUACUCUCACGAGUUCUACAAAACCAAAAACAACUUCUGUACCCUGCGAGAGCGUGAAGACCUUCUAGGCUCAGUCCACAGGGACAUUGAGUCCUACAAGAGCAGCACAGGAGUGAACAACAGAAGAACAGAGCUCUUCCUGAAGGAACAUGAACAUCUCAGAAACUCAGAUAGUCUUAUUGAUAAUGCAAUAAGUAUCGCCAUGGCUACCAAAGAGAACAUCACAUUUCAGCGUGGGAUGUUGAAGUCCAUUCAGACAAGGGUCACAACUUUGGCCAAUCGUUUCCCCGCCAUCAACAGUCUCAUCCAUAAAAUCAAUUUGCGCAAGAGGCGGGACUCUUUAAUUCUAGGUGGGGUAAUUGGGAUCUGCACCAUAAUCCUUCUGCUCUACACCUUCCACUGACCAAAACAGGAUUCAUCAAAUUUUAAGUUAAACUAAGACAUUUUUUUAUCCUUUUCCUUCUGUUUGCCAUAACUUGUUAACUUGUGUCUGGUUUGUGGAAUUGGUUGCAUGUUUUCUUUUAAUUCCAGCUCUGUAAAUUUUCAACGUUUUCAUGCUUUCUUAAUUAAAGGCGAUGAGCUCACUUCCA
This is a messenger RNA of Oryzias latipes (Japanese medaka), 1178 nucleotides long. Its product is annotated as Golgi SNAP receptor complex member 1. Gene Ontology annotation, cellular component: Golgi membrane; Golgi medial cisterna; cis-Golgi network. The record is from RefSeq and is a predicted model, not a curated record. Lineage: Eukaryota; Metazoa; Chordata; Actinopteri; Beloniformes; Adrianichthyidae. Gene Ontology annotation, molecular function: SNAP receptor activity. Gene Ontology annotation, biological process: inter-Golgi cisterna vesicle-mediated transport; endoplasmic reticulum to Golgi vesicle-mediated transport; vesicle fusion.